AAGCACGAGAGCUUCUUUUGAGCGUCCGCUUCAUUUGUGCCGCGCGCCCGUCUCGCCGUUAGUCCAACCGAGAAAGAUGGCCGCCGCCGCCAAGCUGCUGACCAGCGCGGGCCUGCUGCUGGCGUUCGGUUCACUCUGCCUGCUCGCCAUGGCCAUCUGCACCGACUACUGGUACGAGACGGACGCGCGGCGGCACCGUGAGCGCUGCAAGAGCUACGCGAGCAACCGGAACGACCCGGGCUACAUCUCCAUCUCGAACCGCAACCUGCCUCUCCGGAUGCCUCCAGAAACCGGUGCUGGAGGUUUGACCAGAGAGAAGCGGUACCUCGCUGCUCCACUGGCGGCUAUGGAGUUGCACUGCAGCCGCCGGUUCAAUUCCACCGUGUCGGGUUUGUGGAGGAAGUGUUACCGCAACGGCUUCGACCUGGAGACCGACGAGCUCAUUUACAGAGGUGUGAUUCACAGAUGUACCCCAGUGACGUAUCACUACACUUCCUCCAUCCUGCCCCGAAAUCUGCCAGUCAACAUCACUAAAACUAUCCGACAAGAUGAGUGGCAUGCUCUGCAUCUGCGCAGGAUGACUGCAGGCUUUGUGGGCAUGGCUGUCUCCAUCAUCCUCUUUGGGUGGAUCAUCGGGGUGCUGGGCUGCUGCCAGCAGCACGACCUCAUGCAGUAUGUAGCUGGCCUACUCUUCCUCAUGGGAGGAACCUGCUGUAUCAUCUCCUUGUGCACCUGUGUGGCGGGAAUCAACUUUGAGCUGUCACGGUAUCCUCAGUACUUGUACGGCCUUCCCGAGGACGUCAGUCACGGCUACGGCUGGUCCAUGUUUUGUGCCUGGGGUGGUCUGGGUCUUACGUUACUGGCUGGCUUCCUGUGCACACUUGCACCAUCCCUAAGCAGCCCCUCGACCCAUACAGCCGUCCAUAAACCAAGGCACGAGAAUGGCACUGUGUGAGAAACCUUCCCACAAAUUUUACACAUCAU
This is a messenger RNA of Neoarius graeffei (lesser salmon catfish), 984 nucleotides long. It is a transcript of the gene tmem276b, whose product is annotated as transmembrane protein 276b. The transcript is spliced from 4 exons. Lineage: Eukaryota; Metazoa; Chordata; Actinopteri; Siluriformes; Ariidae. Bases 77 to 955 code for a protein of 292 amino acids. The record is from RefSeq and is a predicted model, not a curated record. Gene Ontology annotation, cellular component: membrane.